Molecule: messenger RNA, 243 nt
Organism: Meloidogyne enterolobii
Lineage: Eukaryota; Metazoa; Nematoda; Chromadorea; Rhabditida; Meloidogynidae
Source: the annotation of a GenBank genome assembly
UUGAUGGUCUUUAAAGAACGCCCCUCCCUCACCAAUCAUUUUAGCAAGCUUACCUUCUUUCCACAAUUAAUAAUCUCACACCCAAAAUUAUUGCUAAAUUUUCUCUUUUUAUUUCUAAGUGACCAAAAACGCCUUUUAAUAUUUAAUUUUUCGUCAUUUGCUUUAGUAAAUUCAUUUUUUUCAAUUUUUUCUUCUCCUUUUAUUGCUCGUGCCUUCUCUUUUUGUCUAAAAUUAGAUCUUUAA